AGCUGUCAUCUACGUAGAAGAGAAGGGAAGGACAUAACACGACAUGGAGCGAAACUUUCCGUUGUACAGUUAGUUAUACAUGCGUCUUAGCUUCCUAAAAGGAUACCAGGAUUUUUGUCGUUAUUCCUAUGUACCACGUUAGCGCUUUCUUUCGUUUCGACGCCUUGAACAAACAGUGACUAGUUAACCGGCUAACUUAGCUUAGCUAGUAACUGACAGUAACGGUUCUAACUGACAGUAACGGUUAAAACGGCUGAGUUCAAACAGAAAGCCUCCACAUGGCGUUAAUCCUGUUUACCAGGUCUCGGGCACCUUUAAUGAAAACGUCCAGGUCGUUAAAAAGCGAAUUCAGGAAAGGUAAAGGGAAAGUACAAGAUGGAGCCUGUUUCAACUGCACAGCGCUCAGACUCUCCAGUCAAAAAUUCGAUGGGCUCCGACUUGGCAGUUUGUCCCAGGUCUCUUCAGUCAGUCCUUCCCUCCCCCUGUCAGAUGUGGGCCCCUGCCAGAACCCGGACUCACAGCGCCUCUACUGUGCUUUUGUGUCGGGGUCCUCCUCUUCACCGUACCCUGCAAUCACAACGGGGCCCCAGUGGACGAUAGCACGACCACAGGACAUCCCUGGUGUUCGGUGGAUACACACCUCGAGGAGGAGAUGGGACGACUCCAAGGUGGAGAAGUCGCUGCGUUCGUUAAAGGACAAGAAGAAGAAGAUGGAGGAAGGAGGGCCGGUGUACAGCCCGACGCUGGAUGCAGCACCUGUGAGAAGGACGAUCCGACAGUGGGUUGUAGACGAAGUCAAGCACUACUACCACGGCUUCAGGCUGCUGUGGAUCGAUACCACCAUCGCUGGGCGAAUGCUGUGGAGGGUGCUGAACGGACACCCGCUGUCCCGCCGCGAGAGGAGACAGUUCCUCAGAACGUGUGCCGACGUCUUCAGACUUCUUCCCUUCCUGGUGUUCAUCAUCGUCCCCUUCAUGGAGUUCCUGCUCCCCGUAGCUCUGAAGCUCUUCCCCAACAUGCUGCCGUCCACCUUCGAGACACAGUCAAAGAAGGAGGAGAGGUUGAAAACGGAGCUGAGAGUCAAACUGGAGAUGGCCAAGUUCUUGCAGGACACCAUCGAGGAGAUCGCUCUGCGGAACAAGGCGGCUCAGGGGAACGUCACCGAGGAGUUCUCCACCUUCUUCCAGAAGAUCCGGAACUCCGGGGAGCGUCCCAGUAAUGAGCAGAUCAUCAAAUUCUCCAAACUGUUCGAGGAUGAGCUGACUCUGGACAACCUGACCCGACCUCAGCUGGUGGCUCUCUGCCGUCUCCUGGAGCUCCAGUCCAUCGGGACCAACAACUUCCUCCGCUUCCAGCUCAUCAUGAAGCUGAGGGCCAUCCGUGCAGACGACAAGCUGAUUGCAGAGGAAGGGGUGGAGAGUCUGAACGUGAACGAGGUGCAGUCAGCCUGUCGCGUCAGAGGGAUGAGAUCUCUCGGAGUCACAGAAGAGCGACUGAGAGAGCAACUUGUCCAGUGGCUGGAGCUGCAUCUGAACCAGCAGAUCCCCACGUCCCUGCUGCUGCUGUCCCGAGCCAUGUUCCUCCCCGACACCCUUUCCCCCGCCGACCAGCUGAAGACCACACUGCAGACGCUGCCUGAAAUGGUGACGAAGGAGGCCCAGUUGAUGGUGGCAGAGAUGGAGCUCUCCUCCAAAGUGGACAACAAGGCCAAGCUGGAGUCCACGCUACUGGAGGAGGCGGCCAUACGCCAGGACAACAAGGACAGGGAGAUGGAGAGGUUGGCGGACGCUGCAGAGAAGGCUGCCAGGGAGGGUGAGGAGUUUGAAGCAGAGAAGGUUAAAGCCGACAUGGCUGCUCAUUCAGAGAUACUGAGGGAUACCGCACCCAUCAUAGAAGGAAUCAAGUAUGAACAAUGGCAGACAUUCCUGCGCUACCAGGGUGAGGAGAUCACCAAAGAGGAGAUCGACCUGUUGAGUGAUGCGUGCUCAAAGCUGAAGGACCAGAAGAGGCUGUUGACUCUGGAGAAAGAAGAGCUGGAAGAACUGAAGGAUGAUGUCCAGGAAUACAAUGAGGAUCUCGAGGAGAUAAAGAAGGAGCUCUCUAAGACGGGCCAAGAGAAGGCGCUUGAGGAGUCGAAGGCGAGCCAGCGUCUGUCUAAGAGAGUGAACCGCAUGAUCGGUCGCAUUGACAAGAUCAUCGGGGAGCUGGAGCAUGACAAGGUCAUCCUGGACGGGCAGAUGGACAGUGGAGCCACUCCACCUGUCGGUCUGUUCUACACCUUCAGGGAAAACCUCGUCAGCAUCGACGAGCUCAUCGGCAUCAUGCGGCAGAUCCAGAACAUUCCAGAGCAGAAGCUGCAGAGCAUCGCCGAGGCGCUCGACGACAACAAGGACGGCAAGAUCGACAUCGACGACGUCAUCAAAGUGGUGGAACUGAUCGACAAGGAGGACAUCGACAUCUCCACCACUCAGGUGGCCGACAUCAUGGUGAUGCUGCAGAAGGAGGAGAAGCUGAUAGAGAAGGAAAAGGCCAAAGAGAAGGCUGAGAAGGAGCAGGCAGCCACAAUCAACAGCUAACUCCUUUUCCCAUAAAGACACAUAGCACCUGUAAAAAAAAAAAAGAAAAUGAAAGACCACUGAGAAGAUUGUACCCGGUCACAGAAACCUCUGGAUCGUUGUGGACAACUCGACAUACGAGGAGAGAGGUAACAUCUGCCUUCUCAAAAAUGUCUUUUCACCAUCAAUUUAAGCUCCUAAAAAAUGAAUUGUUAUAAAAUUAAAAAAAGGCAUAUUGCCUGUAAACCGCACAAAUCAAAAAGAAACUUAAAUUGCCAUGAUGUUAAACUCUUCUGGACUGAUCAUGUACUAUAUGUUGAUAUUUGGUUUUGUGUAAUUUUACUCAAUAAUUUAUUAACAGAGGGAACACGAUGACAUGGUUGUUCUCCCAACUUAGAGUAAGAGAUGGAAAAUUGAUCAAAAAUAAUUAGGAGAAUUAUUGUUUAAAGUUUGAGGUGAACCGUCUUGCCUUUCAUGUCAUUUAUGUCGUCAUCUCAGAGAAAUGAGAGAUCAUUUCUGGACUUUGCACAGUAAAAAAUCAUCGUCAUUACCAUAAUUUCACUCCGUUUAUUUCCCUCUUUUUGAUUUUGUUUUUUAAUAUCAUACUCCCAUAUUGUAAAGUAACUUGAUUUGUACUUGGACAGGGUAGCUUAUUGCUGGCUAUAGGAGGAGAGAAUGGUGGCUGCAACCAAAUAUAUAAUUAAAAACUACCUAGAAAUCAAUAAAAUGUGAGUUUAAAGUGUUGAAUUAAAAACAUGUAUUCAUUAUAACAAAAAAAAUCAUAGCUUUAAGAUAAUCAUUCCCACAAAACAUAAGUAAAUGGAGGACUGAAAUGCAAAAGACUGAAGUUAGCAACACUUACUUCAAUAUUAAAAAUGAAUGUACUGUAAUUUCUUUUAAUUUUGUACUUAUUACAUAAUAAUCUUUUUGUCUAGCGCUUCAUAUCUAUUCCUGUUGUGUUUAAUAGAUCUCUGUAAAAUGCCAAAGUUGCACUGUGGCACAUUUAAUAACAGCAACAAAGCAACAAACAAACCAGUUCAGACUGACAGUGAGGCUCAUAAUCAGUAAAGGGACACGAGAAACAGCCCGCCGAUCAAAUAUCGGUCAGUUGUUGCUGUGACAAGUGGUAGAGUUAGAUUUUUUUUUUACUAGUUUCUGUUUCAGGAAGUAUUUGUCAGGUGAAAGUGACCUGUUGAAUGUUAAUGUUGAGAAUGUAAAAGGGAAAAUUCACUGCCUUUUAUGUGGAUGUCCAAUCAGUGUUGAUGGUAAAAGUAGUCGAAUGAAGCAAUAAAUUCCUCAGUGUGUGCUAUAAUGACCGAGAAAGCUGAGUUCUCCUGCUCAAGGAGCCGUGCCGACAGCGCCUACAUGUUACCAGGAUGCAUUGCGUGCAUUGGAGUCCCGCCGGCCAUAUCCUCUUGCUCGGCCUCUCUCCGCUGCAUUUCUUCUGCCGUAUACUCUGGCUUGAAUAAAUACAGCUGAAUAUCCGAAUCAGCAAAAACACUGUAAAAUGCGUCCAUAACAUCCACUGCAUUUGUAUUUUGGGAUGCCGUUUUUCCUGCUGUUGGAAACGUGGCUAGUUUGCAAAACAAGCGAAGAGAGCAAGGUAGUUCUGUUUUUGGUUACCCAGAGAGGGAGACUGUAGUUCUUCCUUACAUCCAACUACUGACACUGUCACGUCAAAUAAUGGCGCUGGAUUCAGGAACAGAUUUUACAGCUGAGAACUCAGAUUUCUGGGUCAAUAUAUCAGCACUGAAGAAUUUAUUGCUUCAAUUCACUACAUUUACCGUCGAAACUGACCGGAAAUCCACAUAAAAGGUGGCAAAUUUUCCCUUCAAGUAGUUUAUUUUGUGCACAUGUAGUCUUGACCUCCAUAGUUUAAAUGCAAAGUGGCCUUCCCUUGAUACAGACAUUAUGGCUCAUAUACUGUUGUAUAUUUAUUAUUGAGUAUUCUAAGGAGAGGAGAUGGUAGCGCUCUGGUAUUCUUUUCACUGAGGAUUUACUUGAUGUAAUUUAGUUUUGGGCUGAAGAAGUCUGAAUGUAGAUGUAGGUGGUUUGAGGCAUAUUUAAACUGAGUCCUCAGUUUGUUUGUUUUAUUUGCACCGUAGCGACGAACGUGUGAAACAAGGACGAAGAGAUGAUUAUAGAUAAUAUUCGAGUCAACUUACGCUGACAUUUACAUUCACCUCGCUGCCUGUUGGCCUUCAUUCAACUGUGUUCACACUGCAAGCUGCUUGUCCAUUUUGUUUUUGACAACAUAUUCCAAAUAGAGCUGCAACUGAUGAUUAUUUUAAUUACAUUUGAUUCAUUUUGUUUAAUCGUUUAGUACAUAAAGUGUCAAAAAAACUGAGAAAAAUGCCCAUCAUAAGAGACUAAGGGGACGUUUUCAAAUUAUUUGUUUAGUUUGGCAAUACCCAUUAUCUUUGGGUUUAAUUUACACUGAGAUAAAACAGAGAAAAUCAGCUCACAUCAAUUCUCACAUUUAUGAAGUUGGAACCAGCUAAUGUUCAGUAUUAAUAAAUGAUUUAGUGAAGUAAUAGGUAAUCAGAAUUUAAUUCCAGCACUAAUUUCAACCAAUGUUGGUUAGUGCAAAGAAGCUGCAAUCGUUUUGGCUUUUCAUUUUUUUUGAAGCUAUAUUUGACAUUUGUAACGUUAAAAUAAUCUGAUUAAACUUAAUGAAUUGAUUAAUAUGAAAAAAAAUCGUAUUUUACAGCUUAACUGACCUCAGCGAUAAGUUCAUACUCCAUGCUUGGUUUUUAAGACAUUAAAUUUAGUUGUCUAGCAAUUAAAAGUCUUAGUGGGAAAAACUGUGAAGAUUUGAAUGGUGGUGUUCAGUUUCAAAUGAAUUUAGCUCUUGCAAGUCAUAUCUGUUGUUCAUGAAUUAAAAUGAAAUUGUGGGCACAGUUUGCCAGUUGUUUGUCAAGUAGCUUGCAGUGUGAACCCACAGUAAAGAGUUGAUCCACAUGUUGAAUUGAAUGUUGGGCAGUUUGUGGUUGCAGUCAUCCCUCAGUUAUUCCUCCAUGGUAACCAGAGAAGAGCUCAGGUGUAAACGUUAGAAGACAAAGUGAUACUUGAGAUAACGCCGAGUGGACGACGCUCCGUUUUAAUCCAUUCCCGGAAUCCGCCGUCGUACGUGUGGGAUGAUUAAGAGCUUGUUCGUCUCCUCCAUCAGGCACCGUCCCAGUUCCGACCCAAGCGUUGCCUGCUCUGCCUGGCCUGGCCUGGGACCAGUCAAGACUGAUGGGUGCUGGGUAAACACUCGCCCCAUACAUGGGGCCAAAGCCAGCUCUGCUGGAGGGUUGUGUUUAGGUUAGAGACGAUCCGGCGGGACAUGGCAUGCUCUCCGCCGCAUAAAUCAGGCUGUCGGUGUAAACACGUCACAGCGGCGUUGUGACAACUUCUCGAUUACACUCGGCAGGAGAGAGUGGUGUUUGUGUCCCCGGAGCGCUGUGUACAUUAGCUGCACUGCCACUGUUUCUAGGCAUGGAAGGGUCAAAGGUCAGAGGGGGGAAGAUGAAUGACAGUGAUGAAUACCAGGGCAUGUAAGGGUGACAGAGAUCAACACUUAAAGGGCCAGUGUGUAGCAUUUAGGGGGAUCUAUUGGCAGAAAGUAUUUGAUAAGUAUGUUUUCUUUAGUGUAUAAUCACCUGAAAAUAAGAACCGUUGUGUUUUCGUUACUUUAGAUUGAGGCGUUUAUAUCUACACACGGAGACGGCCGCCAUGUUUCUACAGUAGCCCAGAACGGACAAACCAAACACCGGCUCUAGAGAGGGCAAUUCACGUUUCCACGUCGGCCAUCGUGGUUGUCCUACACGCUCGGCACACGGGAGAAGUUUCAGUUGGUUGCAAUCUGCAACCUCACAGCUAGGUGCCACUAAAUCCUACACACUGCACCUUUAAAGGUUCCAGUUGCAGGUCCAGAAAGGUUUGAAAUUGAGUUUAAAGGUGUUGACGCAGAAGGUUCUCCAGGAAACAAUACAUUAAUCUGUUCAUAAUUUAGUCUAUUAAAUUCGAGAAAAGUGUGGAAAAAUGCCCCACUGGACGUCUUUAAACCUUGUUUUGUCGAAAAACACAAAGAAAUUUAGUUUAAAAACAGAGAAAAGAGAUUUCUUUGAAUAGUUUUGAAGUUCAAAAACUGUAUAAAAUCUAAAGAUAUCCAAUAUACAAACAGACAGAGGCUGGAAUCAGACUUUACUUUAUUAAUUACUCAAAACAAUUUAAAAAUGUUUUUAUAUUCUCACACGUUUUGUGCUACUGCAGGCCUGCACUAUCACUCCAUGCUCUGGUAUAUAUAUAUUCAUAUUUCAGCCAUACAGUUGGUGAUAUAAUGUGACGUGUCAUAUUUCCCCUCAUGCUACCAGGAUAUGAUUAUGAUGUAUGAAAACCUGUCAAAUGCAUUCAAGAAAUCCUGGAAAGAAAUAAUUCCAUUUUGAAAUGGAGACAGACAGGCCUAAAACUAAAAUAAUAUGUUUGCUUAUAUUUCCGAAACGCAGACGUCUGCAGCCGUGCGGCGGUCGUUUGUGAUUGUGUCGUCUGUGUUUGGCUGCAGUGUGAGUGAGGAGUGGAGCAGAGUUCACCGCUGGCAGCACUGUUGCACUAUGUUUAAAACAAGUCUACCUAACGGAGGAGGAGGAGAGGAGAGGAGAGAUACAGUCGACAGCAAGCUUAAAUAAGUUGUUUUUCAAUGUAAACAAAGUCCAGUAGUCAAAGAGUCUUGCUUUUCUUUUGGUGACUUUAAUUUGAAGAAGAAAUGGACGAUUUUAGCUCGCUGUCGUAAUCCUUUGCCUGUCCUGUGCUGAGUGUCGCCGCUGUGUAAAUGCACUAUUCAUUGUUGAUAACAGUAGGUGUGUGUGUGUGUUAACUGUUCGGACUCAGGGUGUGAUUGUUGGUUUGAUCAGAGCUGAAAAAGCACGUUGAGAUCUAUGAACUCAACAAAACCGUCCUAAAAGAAUCCAGCUGAGUUAGGAGGAGACUACGUUGUGGAUCUCGUGUACUAGAAGAACAAAUAUUUAAAGCAAUAAGUGGAGUGCAUUAUGUAUUGUUUUAGAAAAGAAAUGGAGUCCUCAUGCUGCCAGCAAGAAAAUAAGGGUGCUAUAUAACUAAAGAUGUUUGGAUUCUGCUUCUCUUCUUGCUGAUAUUCUGCUUAUUUGAGAGUUGAUGCACUUGUAGAUGAUUAUUUUUUUAGGACAGAUGUACCCACUUUUUCCACUAUUGUUUGCACUUAUCACUAGAAGAAUGCUACUUUUUUUGUAGGAUGUAUACAAAUAUAUGAGUUUUUCUCUUGAGGUGGAAGUACGGAGAACUGUUGAGUUGCAGAGAAAAAGGCAGGUGGAGACUGAAAACAGGGUCAGCAACGUUUUUUAAAGUCAAGGAAACAUGAUGAGGAGUCAGAGUGAGUCUGCUUCUACAGAUAGAAACUUAAAGGAGCAGCUCAGACCUAUUUCAGGUCUGGAAACCAAAACUGAAAUAGGUCUAGAAAACUGUAUUUAACUGCAUUUUAAAUAAUAGUGCAGCCACCAUCGUUUUACACUUGUUAUUCUAAAGGUGUGUUCAGGCAGAAACUCCGGAUCUUUCUGUUAUUUCGCUCCACUCUCUCAUCUUUCAGAUUCAUAAAACCCUGGGAUGAUAUGCGAUAAUUGCGAUAAUUGCGAUAUUGCGAUAAACGGAGAUGGAGAGACGUGAUUUGACAUGAAACAAAUGCACUUCACUCUGUCUGAACACACAGUUAAGAGUUAUUUUCAGCUUGGGAAUGUUUAAAAGCCUUGUGUUGCGCAGUCACUAUGAUAUUAAACCCCAAACAACGUUUUCAAAUGUACUCUAGAACCAAAAAAUAGGAAUCCAGUGUUGAUCUUUCGAGGUUUUAAAUAACAUCAGGAAAAAAUCUCUACUCAGUUUGAAAGGUGAGGCUACAUUUUCUUUAUGCAAUUAUAUUUGAAAUGUAAAAAAAAAGAUAUUAGUUAUUGAAUCAAUAUAAUAAGAUCUAGCCUACUGGAGUUUUUGUUUUAAGCUAAUUGUUAUUGUUAUUUAUUUAUUUAUUUAAUCAAAUUUUCCCAAAUUGUUUUUUUUUUUCAUCCUAAUGUGGAGAUGUUCUUUAUUAAGAAAUGAUCGGGAACUGGAUUUGAUUUUAGUUGAACUUGACUCUCAAAUGUAUGAAAAUAAUCUUUUUUUUAAAACACAUGUAAAGAAAUAUAAUUUACAACAUGAAUCAUAAAUGUUGAAUAAAUUCCGGAUGAUCCUGGAUUCUUUUUUGUUUGAUUUUUUUCUUGUUUUACAUCUCAUAUUUCCCAUCGCUCAUCCUACGUCACUCAUCACGUCCACCGAGCCAUUCUCUGUUAUUUCUCAUCUCAAACCUUCAUUCCUGAGUCCUCACCAGUCUCACCACACUCGCUGCCAUUCCCCCCCCCCCCCCCUCACACUCAGCCUCCGUAUUCGGCCGCUGGAAUGCAACCAGACUUUUUUUUUUAUUCCCAGCAAAAAUGUUAACGUCUGUGUGUAAGCGGUUAUUUUAACAGACUGAAGCAGGAUACAUAAACGCAUAAAAUAUCUGGUUUUUAACCCUUUACGUGCACUGAUCUUCCUGUACUGGGUGCAGGGAAGCAAACAGGCAGCGGAUACUAACUUUUUGCAGGUUUAUGUUGAAUAUUAUAAUCAUUUGUCGCGGCUCUCUUCCUCUGAAAUAAUAUUCAUCUGAGAUCAGUUCAGUCAAGAGACUCACGUCAUGAAUUUAACCAUUUAUUGCAACAAUAUGCAUUUUAUUUUGGCAGUGUGACUCUGCUCAUGUGAUGCUCUGGAACAGAUCUGAGCGUCCCUGAGCUAACAAACCGCCCUGACAGAACACAUAUUUAAAGAAACUGUCUGAACAAACUAAUGAAAAUGAAACCCAGUCACCAAAAGAGGUCUAGAAACAUGUCGACCUGAACCUGCCGGAAGCUGCAGACACCCUGUAAAUAGGCAGUUAAACGUUUCCCCACUUUGUUCAUGCUUCCAUCCUUCAUCACGUCUCUGCAGAGAAUCAAAGAUAUUUGCGCCUCAGUCAGCACAGUAAAUGGGUAUCGGGGGGUUUGUCUGGGCUGCCUGUCAGGAUGGUGAAGUGUGUCUGUAGCCGGCGUUUCAGGCCUGCAGCCUCUAAAGGGGCGAAGAGGCACAUUGAUUUCAGGAAGUGUGAGCUGUCUGCUGCAGGGAGAUUUUAGAGAUACGAUAUUCUGAUGAGGAGGUGUUGAGGGAGAAAAAAAGGCUUUAAAAACACAAAGAUGUUGACAGUUUAGUGUGUGCAGGUUGUAAUUGGGUUCAUGUCGAUGUAAAGUCUUGAAUCCCUUUUAUUUUUUUGACUGAAAAAUAUCAGUAUGAUGCCAGAGGUCGGCUGCCUUCAGGGUUUUUGUGAGAGUGUCUGUGUGAGAUGAAAUGUGGUGCAGUUGUGUCUCAUUCAAUUUUACUGAUUGUGUUUUUGAAAGAUUUCAUAUGAGGAGGUUAGAGAGGAAGUUUUUCACUGGAAAUCAAAGUAUUUACUCUGAAACUGACUUGUUCUGGUGUUGCAGUGAAAGGUUUUUAAAACUGGAUUUAUAGAUAAAUAGUAUAUUUAUAGGAAUGUAUUUAUAGGAGGUUCAGAAGUACUUGACUAUACAGGAAAGAAAUAUAUAUAUUUUAUAGAAGCACAUCACUGUAGGAGGCUAAGUGGACCCCAGAAAUGCACAAUGUUUGCACAGUAUAUGUUUUGUAGAUAGGAAGUAGAGAGGUUUUAUUGUAUAUGAGAUAAAAAAGGGAAGUUUUUGAAGUUAUUUAGAAAUUGAUUCGUUGUUUUCACAGACAGGAUUCUGCUAAUUUAAACCGCUGGGUUUAGAUUAUAUCUGGUUUGGAAAAUGUAGGAGGGAUUUCAUGAUGAGUCUGAGGGGCAUUUUGUCCCAGAAUUUCCCUACAUGAUGUCUAAAUGCUGUUUAGACAUGCAAGGAAAAAUACUGGAUUAUUUCAUGUAUUAAUUCUUUAGUCUAAAAAUAAUCAUAUUUAAAGUUGCUGGUGUCAGGGUAACGAGGAGUGGGACGCAAUUGAACCGACCAGAGGAAUCCACAAGCCACAAAAAUCGCAAGUGAUUGAAGGGGAGAGAGGAAACACCAAAUAAAAAUGAGCUGAAAAAAGAAACCCUGCCCUCACUAAGCAGCACUCUAACAGACUGAGCCUGAAGAGAAACAAACAGAAAACGGUGAGCAAAUCAUGCACAUAGGUUCACGUGGUAACUUCUGCCAAUACACAGCUAGAUGAGUCAGCAUCUGAGCACCAGAGAACCAGGGGUAGAUAAAGGCUUCACACACCUGAUCCUCAUCAGGGUUAAUUAUAGGCUCCCACAGCUGCUCCUCCUCACACAUAAUUAACCCAACCAGCUCCUCACAGCUGGCUCUUUAAAAAGGUUUGUUCUAAAGUCUCUUAAUUACAUUUAUACACUACUAAUUUACCUGUCUUGUAAGCUGUUAUUAAUGUCCAAACACUAAUUUGACACGAUCACUCCAUUUUUUUUCGUCUUUUGUUUCCGUUUCAGCCAUUUUCCAUCUUUUUCAUCCCGAUAUUAAAGAUUUCGCACAAAUUAAAUGAACUUUUCUAAAGAUCUAAUAAAUAAUAGGCUUUUUAGAAAAAAAAUUAAGUGUAAUUGUUAGAAGUUUGAUAAAUAUGGGCUCUGGGUAAGAUGUUUACAUGAAUAAAACAUAACGGAGAAACUAUUUAAAGGGGACAUAUCAUGAAAAACUCACUUUUUUUCAAUGCUUGUGGACAUACUGUAUAUUUGGGUAUCUGAAGUUCCAUGCACAUGAAUGGAUGAACAUUACGUUUUUACUAACAUUACGUUAAUCUUAAUGUUAAAAACCCAAAACACAAGUAUGAACCUGGAAAUGAGCAUGAUAUGUCUCCUUUAAGAUGGUCAGUUAUUUGAAGGGGUUUGAAGAAGGUGAGUUUUCCUCUGAGACUCCAUUAAGUGGACACUUGAAACAGCAGAUUGAGGCCCUAACGGCUAUAUAAACUGCUCUUUUUUAAUGUAAAUAAGUUAAGGAGCUCGCUGUGCAGCAGUAAGUACCAUCGCUGACUGCAUGCUCAAGAAGACAUAACCAUUUAAUGGGUUGCAUGCCAGUUUACUGAUCCAAAUGGUGUAUCGGUAGUCUGUAAUGUUUUGUAAGUCUCUUUUUCUGAUGUUGGAUCACUGCUGCUGCUGCUGCUGAGAAACAAACACCCACAGACUGUCAUCCUGUAUAUCUCAGUGUUGAGACUCUCCUCCUAGUAGCUCCUGGUAGCUGUGAAGUUUUCUCAAAUAUGUAAACUGACUGGACCGGACUGCUUCUCUCAGAGACUCUGCUCCUCAUGAACUGUUAUAACUCGAGAAGAAGAAGAAGAAGAAGAAGAAGAUGUGACUUGUUUUGACACACAGCUGAUGUCCUCUCAGCUCAAAUGCCAUGUCAUCACAGGUGCUCCAUGCUUACGUACUGUAACGUUUUCUCUUAUUUCCUCUCCGUUUUUCUGUAACAUCAGUGCCUCAUGGGAAUCGUUUUAAUUCUGGCGCAGCGUCCUGUGUCUCUGCUGUUGUUUCCAGUUUGGGUUAUUUUUGUAAACACAUUAAUUGUUAACAUCUUGUUGUUUUGGGUCCCAAAAAAUUUGAUUUUGGUUUCAGUGAACUUUUAUGUUAAUUUCUCAUUUCCUCCAGAGCAGCGAUGAUGUUUUUUUUGUGUGUUCUGAGGGCGAAAUGUCAUUUUAGAAGUUACAAUUUCAUAAAAUUAAGGCACAAAAUAUGAUUUCCCACUCAGUUGUGCAUCAACAUUAUGUUUGUCGGGCCUGAAGAUUAACUUUGAAGUUCUGUUUAGACCGAAGCAGUUUAAAAAAUAUGGGUUAAAAUACAAAAUUGAGAUUUCUUCCCACUCAGCUUUCCUGGAAACAAAGCUUUUGAAAAAACAAUGUUAAUAUUUUACAAUUUAGAAGAAGGCAAUGCAACUUUCUUUCAUUCACAGAGGCAAUUCAGAGUGUUUUAUAUAAGUACAUGCAUUAGAAUAACACAAUUAAAUGGGAAAAAAUAAUUUAUUUGAAGUGAAAUAAAAAAAAAAAAGAUUAAAUAAAAGACCAGGAAACAUAAUUCUACAUACAUCCACAUCACAAUAAACCAACAGGAAAAAAGCUGAAGGGUCAAAUCUGCAAUGUCAAGAGAACUCACUGUUCUUGUGAACUUUGGGUUUAUAUCUUGCAGUAACAAACAGCCUUACAACUGGAAACAGUAUCACUACUCACUCUGCUGCCUUCAGUGCCUCUUCUCCAGUACAUUCAAGGAAAACAAUGAUCUACCAUUAAUCUUUUUCUAUUUACAUUGCAUAGUCUUGGUAUUUAGUUUAAUUUCAGUCAGUUGUCAGACUGUACUAUCUUACUUAUAGCUGAAUUAACUGUUGUUUUUUGGAACUGACACUGAUACACUGAUAUAAUAACUUUAUAUUAUAAAGCACUUUUCAGAAACAAGUUAGUGCUUUAAAAAAGACAUAAAAAGCAACACAAAUGAACAGGUAGUAAUAAAUACAAAUAGAGUUUAUACAGUAAAAAUGUCUGUGAAUGCAAGGUAUGAAGUACUUAAACACAAGUAGAAUAAUACCAGAAGAGUAUUUGAUUAAGAGAAAGCAAUUAUGAAAAAGAUAAAAAGAUAUAUAUCACCUUAUAAUGUUGUUAUUGUGAAGCAAAUGUUGGCUAUUUACACAUCCAGCAACACUAGCAUUAACAUUUCUAGCCUCCUGAUGAAUUUAAGUCCAAUAUUCACUUUCCUUUUAGCUCAGUUUUUGGUCUCCACCAACUCUUGAGAAAAAUAUCUGUCUUUUUAUCAGUUAGAUGCUCCAUUAUGUUCAUCUAUUAGUAUCUAACUGUGUCUGGGUUUAUUAGAGCUUAUUUGCUUUAAACAGCAGCUUGAAGCGACGUUAAUGAGAGCGGAGUUUACAGCCCGUAAAAAAACAAAACAAAUCAUCCAAAAGAGACUAAAAGGAGACUGCAGAGCUGGGCGAUAACUCUCUGUGGGUUAGUCACUCUGUUGUGGAAACAUCUAAAACAUAAACUGACUUUAAAGAGGCUGCACGCUGCAGGAAUCGGCCCUAAUUUGGUCUACAUUAAACCAUCCACUCAAACACAAUCACACUGGUGCUAACUGAUAAUGUAACUGCGAGGUCCUCUCCCUGUGCUGUUUGGAAAUCCCCCUUAAUUACAUCUGAAGGGCUUUGCAAUAAUGCAUUAAUAAUAUUGAUUAAUAACGUAAAAGGUGUAAAGAUAUCUAAUUAUUAUUCAUUUGUGGUAUAAUAAGUUAUAUUUGAAGAUUUUAUGACAUUUUCAAGUUGCUACAUCAUCCUGUAGUUGCACCGUCAUCAGUUCAGGUUUUCUGUGAUUGUAUUUCAACGUCACGUUUAAGAUUUAUGAUCACUGCUGUUCACGCCAUCUGAAUGUCCUGUCACAUGAUGACAGGAAGCUGGGAAAGGACACGAGAAAGUCUGAAAGAAAACGCGGUCGUUUUUACACCGAGAUACAAAAUGUAUAUUCUCGAUCAUCGAUGUAAAUCUUCACAGACACGUAGAGGUUUAUAAAAAAGUGAUUCUUGUUUACUACUUAAUAGUGAAACCACACUAUUGUCUGUAUAAACCGCACAGUGCUGCUGUCUGUCUGUCCGUCUGCUCUGCUUCUAGUCUGACGAUGUAAACCUGCUCUGAGUACUGAACACACCUGAGACAUCUGGAUUGUUCAGAAGCUGCUGUGAUCACGCUAUUAUUCAUAUCGCUUGAAACUAACUGCAAUAAAUCUGUCAACACAG
Molecule: messenger RNA, 14349 nt
Organism: Sebastes umbrosus (honeycomb rockfish)
Lineage: Eukaryota; Metazoa; Chordata; Actinopteri; Perciformes; Sebastidae
Gene: letm1
Product: leucine zipper-EF-hand containing transmembrane protein 1
Exons: 15
Coding region: 279-2576 (765 amino acids)
Biological process (GO): intracellular monoatomic cation homeostasis
Cellular component (GO): mitochondrial inner membrane
Molecular function (GO): ribosome binding; calcium ion binding
Source: RefSeq, a predicted model, not a curated record